AUGAGCAGUGCUACCUUUAAAGGAGGUCUGUCUGCAGGCGGGCCUGCCUUUACUGACAAAGCCAAACUUGCCAUGCGGCGCCCGACUCCCGAUAGCGAUGUUCUUGCCUCGUCGGACGACGAACAUACGCCCGUUGUCACUCGCCCUGCCCCUGCAAACCCGUACCCUGCAGGACGUCGUCCAUCAAGCGGCUGGCUUCAGGAUAUCCAGCCAAACCGCAAAUUCUCGCUUCCCUCAGUCUCCUUCGCGGGUUCUAACCCAACUACACCAUCCUUGGAGUCUCCUCAACAAACCAGGCCGGGUACGUCUGGUUUUUCUUGGAACACUGCCUCCUUCACUGCGGUACCAGGCUCGGCAACUCGCCUAAAAGAGGUUGUUCCAUCACCCACUUCGGCUAACCCAGAUCGGCCACUACCUUCACCAACCAACAUCGAGAGUGACGAAGGCAUUAACUUCUUACUCAACCAACAGAAUCCCAUCCGAAAGUCUGUAAGAUCGCAAUCCUAUAGUGUUGGGCAGGCGGAUCUUGAUAACAGUGCUGCUUUCUCUACCCGCCUCAGGUCCUCCCUUCGUCAUCGUCCUUCCAAGCCCAGCCUCCUUGGUGACGGCAUCGCGCAGCUCGCACAGCUACGAGAAGACGAAUUUGACGAGAUUGAGAGCUCGAACGGUUCCGAGCAGGGGAUACGCCUGCCUCUAGGCUAUUGGGAGCGCGAGCAAAAGUCGGCUCUCCUCAAGCAGGCUGCUGUUCAGAACGCAAGAGCACCUUACCGACCAAGUGCUUCACCAUCAGGCCAGCGCAGGAAGCAAACCAUGCCUCGCUCAAACACUGACUUCGCCAUCGACGAGCUGGAUCAUGAUGAUCACCACAGCGAUGCUCCAAGGUCCCUCACUCGUCGCUUCAGUGAGCAUGCCACUGGCAUGGUGUCAGGUGACCCGCUAGGUCGCCGUCAUUCAUUUGCUACCUACCCCAGCAAUCCCCCAGCCCUUCAGCUGUCUACUCUGCCAGGCCAUGACGAGGUCGACGAAGACCUCGUGUCUCCCCAUGCUCAGCAGCAGCAGCAGCCGGGGUCGCCCGUCAAUCAGGAGCCAUUCGACCCUGCUUCUUACUUCGCAGGUUAUGGGCCAGCUUCUCGCGCCAUCAACGCGUCAGCCAUCUCCGCUGCUCACCCGGCGCCAAUUGCUCCUAACCCGCACACGGGACCAGCAAACACCAACCCUUAUGCCGUCCCAGCUGUGAUGGGUCGCCCAGGCCGCCGCCUGUACGUCGUCGUAUUCAAGUGCUCCCGUGCUGAGAUCUACUACACCUACGACAACACUGGUUUGGAGAUUCGUCGUGGUGACCUUGUCAUCGUCGAGGGCGAUCGUGGCUGCGACCUUGGUCAGGUUAGCCAUGCAGAUGUUAGCAUGGAGGAUGCUAAGAAAUACAAAGCUGAAGCUAGUGAUGAGCACUACCGAUGGCUCGUCAUGUUCUCCCAGUACUCUUUGGCAGGAACCUCGAAUGAUUCCGGAAUGCUUGGAGCUCUUGCUCGCGCCAACGGCUUUCCAAACAACAUCAAUCGCGGCGCUCUCACUAACCCUGGAACUGCUCAGGACCAGACUCAAGAGCUGAAGCCGAAAAUGAUCAAGAGGCUUGCUCAACAGCAUGAGAUUGCCGCCCUCCGUGACAAGGAAGGUCAAGAAGCAAAAGCCAAGCGGGUUGGCGCCCUCAAGGCGGCGGAGCACAAGUUCCCCAUGGAGAUCCUGGAUGCCGAAUAUCAAGCCGACCACAACAAACUCACUUACUUCUAUUAUGCCGAGACCUACGUCAACUUCAACGAUCUCGUCGUUGACCUGUUCAAACAAUACAAGGUCCGCAUCUGGAUGUCGGCAGUCAACCCUGCUUCUGUGGUCAACCCGGCUGGCACAAGCCAGAUUCAGCCUCCUUCCGCCAUUGGCCCUGGUGCGAUUCUCCACAAUCGUUCCCCCAAUUCUGCUGCCGCUGUCGGCCCAGGAUUUGGGUCCUCGGCCAAUGCCUUCCGCCAGAACAAUCGCCAACAAGGGCGCAACAACCAGAAUGCUAACCGCGGUGCAUACGACGAAGGAGGAUACUACCCGUUCGCCAAUCAGUUGCAGGGCUACCCUUCCCAAUCUCAAUAUGGCAUCAAUCAGUGGGCUGCUACACCUCAAGGUCCCGACAUGUUUGGUCGUUACCCUGGCUACCCUGGAAACGGUGGAACUCCAUUGAACAAUUUUGGAGGAUGGUACCCGCCGGGAACCUUUUCGUCAUCUCCAGCUUUCAACGCCUCAGCCGGCAAUGCUGCCUAUCGCAACGGUCCCCCCGCGAACGGUCCCGGUGCUGGUGGCGCUCAGCCAGCCUAUCCGCCUAACCCUGCCGCGUCCGACUCAUACAACAAAGCCGGAAAUUCUGGUUCUACAAAUGACGGCGGUGCCAACGGUGCUCAGGCAUUCAACUACGGCAAUGACUUUGUUUACAACAAUCCGUAUGCCUCUACCAGCACCGCAGGUGGCGCCUACGAUCCUGCAAUGGUAGCAGCUGCCUUGCAGAGCAUGAGCUUCGGCAACUUCAACAAUUGA
Aaosphaeria arxii CBS 175.79 is the source of this 2574-nucleotide messenger RNA. RefSeq lists its product as uncharacterized. The coding region runs from base 1 to 2574 and encodes 857 amino acids. The record is from RefSeq and is a predicted model, not a curated record. Gene Ontology annotation, cellular component: cytoplasm. NCBI's taxonomy places the organism in Eukaryota, Fungi, Ascomycota, Dothideomycetes, Pleosporales. The transcript has 2 exons.